Plenodomus lingam JN3 is the source of this 879-nucleotide messenger RNA. RefSeq lists its product as uncharacterized. Lineage: Eukaryota; Fungi; Ascomycota; Dothideomycetes; Pleosporales; Leptosphaeriaceae. The record is from RefSeq and is a predicted model, not a curated record.
AUGGCAAAAUCAACCCGCAUGAGCCAAAUCUUCACCUCAUCGUCAGACGGGCGCGCCAAUACCACCGUCGUAACAGCAACGCCGCCUUACUCCAGUGAAGGCCCUACACUCCCCGUCAUUGGACCCUCCAACAACCAAAUCCUCCCCGCACAGAAAAUCACCCAAGUCACGCAACCCAGCAAAAAGCGCAAAACGCAUGAUCAGCGCGGACCUCGACCUCGACCCCAGCCACCGCAUACCCUGCACCCCGCACUGUACACGCCGUGGACACUGCUUCCUCGUGAGAUCCUCGAUGUACUUGAGACACAAGCGCGGAUACGCACCGCCCAGAUCAACACCAAUGUUGUCCCUGUAGUCUUUAGCAAGAACCAAAAUAUCAAAGCGGGAAUUAACAAAUUGAAGACGCUACUGGGGGCGUACAAGGAUCCCAAAGCAGGAAUUGAAGUACCAAAGCCGUUGAAAGAUGGGGGUGGGGAUGCAAUGAUAGCUGUCAGUGCGCAAGGGGAUGGGACGGGGAAGUUGGUGGGGAUUGUGGAGAUGGUCAGGCGGGUUGUUGCGCCUGUGACGGGGCAGGGUGGUGGGGAGGAAGUGCAGACGUGGUGGAUGUACACUGUAUUGUCGAGUAUAGAAGUCGAGUGGAAACCCAAAGAAAAGAAAGAGGGUACGGGGAGUGAAGUUGCUGAGGAAGAGAAAGACGAUAAUGGCGAGGAGGAAGCGUUCGAGAGUAUGGAUGUCGACAAGGAAGAGAAUACAAAGGCCAAGAAGCUCAGGAAGGUUCCUAUACUGACGGUUUGGAUGACGAGGAAGAAGAUACCAGCAUUUGCCAAGGAGUUUGGGGAACAGAGCUUCAUCGUUCAGAAGAUGAAAGAGGAGAAUUGA